AAAAAAAGGCUCCUAGGAGGGUAAAAUAAGAUCUCAUUCUCUCCCAAUUGCUCUUUUUCUCUCUGUUUUGUUCUGCAAUGCAGUUGACACUAUGUUACGCUUACCACCCGAUAUUGUAUUACACAUCUUUUCGUUUCUUCCUCUGUUAGACCUUAUCAAGACCCGAAAUGAACAGUCACUAAAUUUUUACAGUCAUCAAGAAUUGUUAGCCCGCAUCAAACGAGAUGGAUGGACGUUAUUUUUCCAAACACCGUCCGAAUAUUUCAGUCUAUUAUGCAACCGCGAUACGCCAUUGAUACCUUUGGCUACUUUUACCUGUGUGGGUUAUCAAUCGCGUUCACGUACCCUGAGAUUUGUUUCGACGGAUACGCUGGAGAUGCCUGCAGAUAAUUUUUUAGUGAUUCGUAUGUAUUGUAAAGAAUGGAUCCAUUUCCUGAGUGAAGAUGAUUCAAUGACCUUAUUAAAAAUCGGGUGGCGACCGGGUGAACAUGGAGAACGUCGCAUGAAUGAACAUGUCCAAAUCGCUUAUUCGUGUCUAAAAACCAUAAAGAAUACCUGUCAUCAAUGUCGUCCCAGUGAUCGAUGUCGUAAACAUGCCUUCUUAUCCACGCCUACUGCCAUCACGAAAAAUCUGUUGCAAAUUCACACUGUACGAGUCUCCUUGGAUUGGUUAAAUCGAGGUUUCAUCGUUUAAAGUUUUUUUUUUGUGACUCUAAAAUCAU
Mucor mucedo is the source of this 722-nucleotide messenger RNA. RefSeq lists its product as uncharacterized. The record is from RefSeq and is a predicted model, not a curated record. The coding region runs from base 92 to 694 and encodes 200 amino acids. The transcript has a single exon. Gene Ontology annotation, molecular function: protein binding. NCBI's taxonomy places the organism in Eukaryota, Fungi, Mucoromycota, Mucoromycetes, Mucorales, Mucoraceae.